AUGAGCCAGGCGACGCAAGCCCAACCAGACUUCGGCCAAUUAGACCACCAGCAGCCGCAGCAUCACCAUCAACAGCAGCCGCCGCAGCAGCAACAGCAACAACCGCAACAACAACAGCAGCCGCAACAUCCGCAGCAGCAACAGAACCAAAAUCCAGAGUCGCGUACCCACCAUCACUUGCAGCAACAGCAUCAUCAUCAACAUCAUCCAGGAAAUCAUCUCCACUCUGGCGAUUCGGGGGGAUCCGAGUCGGACCGAUCCACGAGGAUUCACGACGAGGAGGAAGAGGAUAUUACCGAACGUGAGGACGAGGAAGAGGACGAGGAUCCCUGUAGUUCGCCGGAGCCCGACCUUGAAAACGAGACCGAACCCAUGGAGAUCCAGGCUUCGGCUGUUACCGCAGCCGCGAAUCUACACGCGCUGCGCCAGCAUGUAUUCAAAAUGUCGGACUACUGGCAGCAACCUCAGCGUGGUCCGCCUCAACAUUCGCCCGGAAUACAGCACAGUCCUAUCUCAAAUUCGACGCAGCAACAUCAGCAGCAGGUCCAGCAAAUGCACAGUCCGCUCGGUCAGCAGCAGCAGCAGCAGCAGCAACAACAGCAGCAGCAGCAGCAGACCGCGGUGUCGCAGGUGCAACAGAGUGCGAACGCGACUCUCGGUCAAACCGCGAGCCCACAACAGCAGAUGCAGCAGCAGCAGCAACAACAGCACGCGCUGUCGAUGAACCAGACCAAUCAGGGCCCGCAGCAUCAAGCGCCAUAG
Molecule: messenger RNA, 762 nt
Organism: Pseudomyrmex gracilis
Lineage: Eukaryota; Metazoa; Arthropoda; Insecta; Hymenoptera; Formicidae
Product: hybrid signal transduction histidine kinase L-like
Exons: 4
Coding region: 1-762 (253 amino acids)
Source: RefSeq, a predicted model, not a curated record